AUGACGCCCCACAUUAUAAUUCCAAUUAUUGGCGACGGUGCUUGCCUGUUUAGAGCAAUGUCUUUUGUGUUAUAUGACACUCAAGACAAGGCCCAAGAAGUACGUGAGAAGAUUGUGACCUAUGUGAUGAAUCACUGGGAAGAUUAUUCAAUUAUGUCACAUGAUAGUGAUGGAAAUAAUUACCGUAGUUCUGCCGACUACUUUACUGAUAUGUUACAGUUCAAUACAUAUGGAGGUUUAUGUGAGCUGGUGGCAGCCGGACAAUUAUAUUUGGUCUUCAUUGAGGUCUAUCUCAAUGGAGAGCUCUAUGAAAAAUUCGGUUCUGAAGGGAACCCCGUAAAGCGACUUCGUUUUAGUUCUAUGCAAAACCUAUCUAAUGGACAUUUUGAUGUUUAUUUGCUUUAUGAAGAUGAAUUGACUACAUCUAUUUCUGUAUGCGACGAUUUUGAUAAGACACCUUGCUAAGUACAUAGGUAAUAUUAUACAUAGAGUAGCAGUAGUUAAUUUUUAAAAGAAAAAACAAAAAAAUCCUGUGGUACAUAGAGAAGUUGUUCGUAGAUAUGAACAAAUUAAUCCAGGAGGACGAUCAAAAAGGCGAAUUUUUCCAUGGAAAACUAAAGCUUUUUCCGGCAUGAAAAUCGAAUCGGAAAAAGCUUAUGAGAUCGAUAAAACCGUAUAUUUGGGUACUAUGAGUCAUAAAUGCGCAUACUGCGGUGCUCUUAAAUUUAAAGAAGAAGCGUCUAAAAUGUGCUUUAGUGCAGGUAAAGUACAACUUCAGCCUUUUUUACCUCUUCCGGAACCUCUUUAUAGUUUAAAUAUGAGGUUCCAUUUUGAUCAAAAACAUUUCAUGGACCGUAUUAGAAAAUACAACUGCUUCCAAAUGACAUCUUUUGGAAUGAAAAAAAUUAUUGAAGAUGGAUUUUUGCCUAUAUUCAAAGUGAAAGGUCAGGUGUAUCAUUUAAUUAGUAAUUUGCAAGCUUUACCUCAAUAA
Molecule: messenger RNA, 991 nt
Organism: Cinara cedri
Lineage: Eukaryota; Metazoa; Arthropoda; Insecta; Hemiptera; Aphididae
Source: the annotation of a GenBank genome assembly